CCGUUGGAAGUGGUGGCGGAUGUGACCAAAGCGGAUGACUUGAAACGCCUAUUAAACGCAACAGUGGACAGGUUUGGACGGUUGGAUGUGUUGGUCAAUAACGCGGGUAUCUAUAAAUUCAAUCGCAUUGAAGACCAAAACAUUACCGAAGAAUGGGAUCAGAUAUUUGCCGUGGAUUUGCGGGCAAUCGUCGAACUCAAUCAUCUGGCGGUUCCACUUCUGGAGAAGACUAACGGCACGAUUAUAGACAUGUCUAGCAUUGAGGCCAUGAAACCGAUAAGCAAAUUUUUGGCGUAUAAUUGCGCGAAGGCUGCGCUGGAUAUGAUGACCCGGGUGUUGGCCAUCGAGUUGGGCCCCAAAGGCAUACGUGUCAAUAGUUUA
Medioppia subpectinata is the source of this 381-nucleotide messenger RNA. Lineage: Eukaryota; Metazoa; Arthropoda; Arachnida; Sarcoptiformes; Oppiidae. The record is from the annotation of a GenBank genome assembly.